Molecule: messenger RNA, 6916 nt
Organism: Xyrauchen texanus (razorback sucker)
Lineage: Eukaryota; Metazoa; Chordata; Actinopteri; Cypriniformes; Catostomidae
Exons: 2
Coding region: 1149-2636 (495 amino acids)
Source: RefSeq, a predicted model, not a curated record
CUAUUGCCUGCUUUAUUGUUUUAUAAAGCAGUUUUCACUCAACAUUGUGACUGUCUCUUUUUGUGUGCGCGUUACAGAAUAACCAACCUCACCUUUGACAGUCACAAUGCCCCGCGCUAAGGAUUCGCGCAGCUCACUCGAGCGGAGAAGCACGUCACAUUCGGCGCGAGGAGCUAAAGUGUGGAGAGAGGACCACGCGCUCACGGCCCGGGGGCAGCAGGUAUGCACAAUGUCUGAUUUAUGUCACCCUGUUUCACCUGUGUCUGCCCCCGAGCCUGUUUAUGCAUCCAGUGCAUUUCUGAGCGCCGUGCACUCUUCGGGCGCUAACCUAGGGUUAUUUAUGUGAGGCAGCGGUUGUGUCACUCUUAACCCCGCCCUCAACAUCAUGGACCCAGCGGCCCAACUCAUGGUUUUGCGUCAGGGGAGCCAAACCUUGGAGGCUUAUGUCACUGAUUUUUGUGCCCUGGCCAACCAGGUGAAUUUUGAUGAGGUGGUUCUGAAAGACAUUUUUCAAGAUGGACUGAAUGAGCCAGCCUCAUCAUACAUGCCUGGUGGUCAAUGCUCUCUCAACCUGGCUCAGUUUAUUGACCUCGCCCUGCUGUGCGUUGGUUCCUCGUUUACUGUGUGGGAGGCAGAUACUGAACCGGCGCUCUACACCACGGCCCCCAUCUCGAAGCCUACCACGGCCCCCGUCUCGAAGCCUACCACGGCCCCCGUCUCGAAGCCUUACACGGCCCCCAUCUUGAAGCCUUACACGGCCCCCGUUUUUAAGCCUUACACGGCCCUAGUCCCGAAGCCUGUCACGGCCCCAAGUGUGUAGCCUCGACCGCCCCAGAGCCGGUUCUGCUCCGCCCCCAGAGUCUUCCACGGCUCUGCCGGGUUCUACUCCGCCCCCAGAGUCUUCCACGGCUCUGCCGGGUUCUGCUCCGCCCUCAGAGUCUUCCACGGCUCUGCAGACCUCUGCUCCGCCCUCAGAGUCUUCCACGGCUCUGUAGACCUCUGCUCCACCCUCAGAGUCUUCCACGGCUCUGCCGGGCUCUGUUCCGCCCUCAGAGUCUUCCACGACUCUGUCGGCCUCUGCUCGCCCCUCCGAGCCCUCCCGGGCUCCGCCUCUCGAGCCCUCCCGGGCUCCGCCUCUCGAGCCUCCCAUGGCUCCGCCUCUCGAGCCUCCCAGGGCUCCGCCUCUCGAGCCUCCGAGGGCUCCUCCUCACGAGCCUCCCAGAGCUCUACCCCUCAAGUCCCUCAGGGCUCCCCCUCCUUCCAAGCCUCUCACGGCUUCACCUCUCGAGUCUCUCAGGGCUCCAUCCCUCGAGUCUUUCACGGCUCCACCCCUCAAGCCUCUCACGGCUUCGCCUCUCGAGUCUUUCAGGGCUCCAUCCCUCGAGUCUUUCAUGGCUCCACCCCUCAAGCCUCUCACGGCUUUGCCUCUCGAGUCUUUCAGGGCUCCAUCCCUCGAGUCUUUCAUGGCUCCACCCCUCAAGCCUCUCACAGCUUCGCCUCUCGAGUCUCUCAGGGCUCCUCCGCCUCUCAGGGCUUCCCCUCUCGAGUCUUUCAUGGCUCCACCCCUCAAGCCUCCCACGGCGUCACCCCCCUCAGCUCUGCCUCCAGAGCCUUCCAGGGCUUCACCUCUGGAGCCUCCUAUGGCGCCACCUCCAUGGGCUCCACUUCCUGAGCCUUCCAGGCCUUCCCCCCUAAAGCCUCCUUCGGCUCCACCUCCAGAGCCUUCCAGGCCUUCCCCCCUAAAGCCUCCCUCGGCUCCACCUCCAGAGCCUUCCAGGCCUUCGCCCCUAAAGCCUCCGUCGGCUCCACCUCCGGAGCCUUCCAGGACCCCAGCUCCAGAGCCACCUACGGUGCCGCCUCUGACGGCUCCGCCUUUCACGGCUCAGCCCGGACUUCCUGACCCUCUACCUGUCCUGUGGCCUCUUCCCUGGCCUCCGGACCCUAUUCCUGUCCGGUGGUCACCUUCCAGACCCCCGGACCCAGUCCCUGUCCUCCAGUCGCCUUCCAGACCUCCUGACCCAGUCUCUGCCCUAUGGCUGCCCCCUAGAUCUCCCGACCACCCGCCUGUCUGCUAUGUUCCUCCUGACCUUGCCUUGAACUGCCCAUUGACCCCCAUGGACUGUUUUAUUUCCCUUUUGUACCUUCUAUCCCCCUUGGACUGCCCUCAUAUUGUUUGUGUGUUUUGUGGGUUUUCUGUUCCCUCGAGCUCACGCUCGUUCUGCACCCCGCGAGCUCACACGCUCGUUCUGCCCCCCGCGAGCUCACACGCUCGUUCUGCCCCCCGCGAGCUCACACGCUCGUUCUGCCCCCCGCAAGCUCACACGCUCGUUCUGUCCCCGCGAGCUCACACGCUCGUUCUGUCCCCUCGAGCUCACACGCUCGUUCUGUCCCCUCGAGCUCACACGCUCGUUCUGUCCCCACGAGCUCACGCGCUCGUUCUGUCCCCUCGAGCUCACACGCUCGUUCUGUCCCCUCGCGCUCCUUGCAGCCGAGCGCGGCCGUCAGGAGCCGUCCUAUUCAGAGGGGGGAGUACUGUCACGAACCCCGCUCCUCUGCCCCAUCUCCGCGUCCACGAGCACGCACACAUGCACUCCGCGAGCGUGCUCGCUUCCCGCUUCCUCGCUCCGCCCCCUUGAGCUCGUACGCUCUGUUUCCUCCCUCGGGCUUCCACGCCCGGUUUUGCCAUUACGAUCUCUCGCUCGUAAACUAUCUCCCCCCUCUCACUCAUGCUCGCUUCUCACGCGCAUCAGCCUGAACAUUAUGACCACAUGCACUCACGCGCUUCCCAUCCCCACACAUUAGUUUCACCUGCGCUCGUCUUGUCACCUUCAUUGUUCACACCUGCACCUUCCCCUAUAAAUACCCAGCACUUCCGUUUCACGGGUGUUGGUUAUUGUAUGUUUAGAUUCCCGUGUUUUGACCCCCGCUAGUCUCAUCUAGUUUUGCCCCCGCUAGUCUCGUCUAGUUUUGACCUCCCUACUUGUUACCUCUUAGCUUGCCAGCUCCUCUUGUUCCCCUGUCUUUUGCUCCCUCUAGUCCCCUCUUGCUACGUGUUUGUUUCAUCCUGUUUACCCCGACAUUGACCCUCGUUCCCCUCGACUACUCUCCCGGAUUUGCCCCCUUUAUAUCUUUGAUUCCCCGGCUUUUGACCUUACGCUCCCCCUUGACCAUUCUUCACUGGACUUGCCCCUUUUUGUACUAUUGCCUGCUUUAUUGUUUUAUAAAGCAGUUUUCACUCAACAUUGUGACUGUCUCUUUUUGUGUGCGCGUUACAAGAACAGGUUAGUAAUGAAGUUAAACUAGGAGAGCACUUUACUUUAAUGGUGGAUGAAACAAAAGAUGUGAGCAAAAAAGAGCAGAUAUCUAUUGUUCUGCGCUACAUACACAAUGAUGACAUUCAUGAAGAGUUUCUUGAUUUUGUUCCAGCUGAUGGUUUGGAUGCAAAGUCUUUACUUGUGACAGUGAAAGGGGCAUUGGCUAAAUUCAAUAUAGACAAAAAUGCAUGCGUUGGACAAUGUUACGACGGGGCAUCUGUAAUGUCUGGCUGCAACAACGGUGUUCAGGAAAAAUUUUGCAGAGAAGUCCCACAUGCAGUGUACAUCCACUGCCAUGCACACAGAUUAAACCUGGUUUUAGUUGACUGUGUCCAUAAUAUAAAACCAGUUGCUGACUGCUUUACCACAGUUCAGCUACUUUACAACUUUUUUCUGGUUCAGUAACUCACAAAGUGUUCAUGGAGAAACAAACAGAACUUGAGCCCACUAAAAGAGCUGUGGAAUUAAAACGUCUGUCAGAUACCAGAUGGGCAUGUCAGUACUAUAGUCUUUGGGCAAUAAAGCAAACCCUCCCUAGCAUCUUAGCCACACUGGAGGAAGUCAGCAAUCAAACAAAUAGCCAUAGAGCUCCUGAGGCUAGAUCACUAAAUGGCUUGAUUGAUGCACAGUUUGUUUUGCAAAUCUACAUGCUGGAGAACAUAUUUGGGCUCACAAAAACUUUAUCUGACCAACUACAGGCCACAGAUUUAGAUUUGGCAUCCGCCAUUGAUCUGGUCUUUGCACUGGUUGACACACUCAAAGAAGAACGCAAUGGUGAAACUUGGACCCAUCUGUGGCAGGGCUAAGUGACAUGUGUGAGAGAGUGGGCAUUGACAUGCAGCGCCAACAGGCAAAAAGAAAAAUAAUACAGCCCUCCCACCUGCAGCAGUUUCAUGUCAGCAAUAGCCACACAAGGAAAAACAUACUGCAAACACCAGAAGACUACAAAAUCCACUGUUUUUUCCCAGUACUUGACCGUUUAAUCAGUGAAUUGAAUAGGCGCUUCUCUGCUGACAGUUGCCACGUUAUGAAUGGAGUUGCAGCUAUUAAUCCCAAACACAAGACCUUCCUGCACCAAGAUGCCCUUCAACCCAUGGCUAGGCACUAUGGCAUAUUAGAAGACAACCUUUCACAGAACUACAUCAACUGAAACGCCUCAUUGACAGAAAAAAACAAAAUGGGGUUUCUCUCAACAGCACCCAUGACUUGCUGAUUCUAUUGAGGCCAUACAAGGAGGCUUUCAUUGAUUUAUACAAACUUGUGUGCAUCUCCAUGACACUGCCUGUAUCAACAGCUGCUUGUGAGAGGAGCUUUUCCUGCUUACGGCAUUUAAAAACCUACCUCAGAAACAAAAGUGGAGAUGUCCGAACCAGCAAUCUUGCUGUGCUGGCAAUCAGCUCAAGAAGAUCAAAAGAGAUGGAUGUAGAUGUUGUUAUUGAUCGCUUUGCAGCCAAUCAUAACAACAGGCGAAUUGUUCUCUUUUAAGUGGUGAGUACACUCCUUACAUUAUAAUUUAAAAGGUUUAAAUUGUACUGUAUUUAAUGUGUUAUAAACACAAUUGUUGCAGGAAAUCACACCUGUGGAGAAUGGAGAGAAGACAGCAGGAGACUGGAGAGUAAAAAGGAGCAGAGAAGAAGACAGGAGGAGACUGGAGUGUUAAGAGGAGCAGAGAAGACAGGGGGAAACUGGACAAAAGAGCUGUCAGUAUUGUAAAUCACACCUGUGGAGACUGAAGAGAGGAGAGAAGAUGCCAGGAGGAGACUGGACAAAAGAGGAGCAGAGAAGAUGCCAGGAGGAGACUGGACAAAAGAGGAGCAGAGAAGAUGCCAGGGGGAAACUGGACAGAAGUAGGGCAAUCAAAAGGUGGUGAGAGUAUGAGAAUAAAUACUAUUUUGUAAAUAUGUUUUCUGUCAUGGGUGUGGCUAUGGCAAUUAAAGUUUGAGCAUAUUGUUUGCAAACUGCAAUUGAUUAAUUAAAUAAAAACAAAGUAGUUGAUAUGCUGUGUUGUUUUUGUUAAGUAGCAGUAAUAUGCAGUUAUUAGCUGUGUCCACUGUAUUUUUUGUUGGUUUUCAUGAGCCUCCCCUUGAAAUUACCAGGACCCCCUAUUGCCACCCCAGUCAAAAUUGUCUUGAGCUAGUCACUGACUUCCAUGCUCCUCUAGAUAACCUUUUUAGUUUCGUUUCUCUGAACGGCAUCAAAAUAAGCGAGGCUAAUAAAUGACACUUGAGGUGGAAUUGAAACUGAAUUCUGUAAUUAGUCUGUAAUUAAGAUCACAUGGAUCCCAAAUGAUUGCGGUGCAAAGGCAUGACUGCCUCUUGACAACAAAAGGCUAGAAGCCUAUUUCACUUUACCAGUUAACCAACCAACCAUUUAUUUUCUUGUUAUUGCAUUUCGGGAGAGUGCGGUAAAUGUAGUUUUAUAUUUGACAUUUGUUUGACAUUCACGACAAUAUCCAUUCAACUCUCCGUUUCAAUUACCAACUUGGAAAUGAAUGAAUAGGGUUUCUUUGCCUAUAGUACAAAGCUGAAUUUUAAAAAGGAUUUGUUUUCAUAUAAAAUUUUAUUAGCCAUAUAAAUCAAUUAAACAAUUUAACUAUUUUAUAUUAUGACAUCACAACAAAUACAAAAUGUUCUUAAAAAUACCCCUUUCAUGACACAAGGCUCUGUUUGUGGAAUUUGCGUUCUACGUGUUUUCAAAUAAAUUUAGUAGUGUAAAUGUGUGUAAUAUUCUAAUUCCAUUAAACUCAAUGACCUAGAGACAUAAAACCAACAGUAAAACACUCAGAAUAUUAUUCUUUUUAUAUCACAAGACUUGUUUUUGGAAGUAAAUAUUUAGUACUUUUCAUACAGAUUCAAUUAUCCCUAUAAAUCUAUUAAACUCAAUGACUAUAGAAUCAUAAUAUAUGUAUAAAAAUUACUAAACAUUUACUCCCCAAAACAAAACUUGUGCUAUAAAGAAACACUUUGAAUUUGUGCUUCAAGCACAAAUCAAGGUUAAAGUGAGGCACUUACAAUGGAAGUCAGUGAGGCCAAUUUUUGGAGGGUGUGAAGGUGAAAUGUGAAGCAUAUAAUUUUAUAAAAGCACUUACGUCAAUUGUUCUGUUAAAACUGGUUUAUUAUUUGAGCUGUAAAGUUGUUUAAAGUGCCAUUUUAAUGGUCGUUUUGGGGUUUUAGAUUUAACAGCAUUACAUCAUCUUGGCAAUUAAGUAGAAAAAAUUUAUAUAACUUUACACAGAAGAGGUAAGUAAGUGACUGAUAUGUAUUCUAUUUUACUGUAUAGAUUUCCAGUAAGCAAAGUGCAGCCAAUGUUUAUUCAGUGAGGUAAUACUGUAUUCUUGUCAUGUAUUCCCUGUUUUUGUCUAGACUUUUAUAUUGAAAUUCUUGUAUAGUUCCCCGUUCCUGUUUCCUGUGCUAGUCUUGUAUUCCUUUUUAGUUUUAUUUCAUGAUUGGUUCACCCUGAUUGUUUCCCCAGGUGUUCCUGGUUUCCCAUGGAUUCUUUGUCAGUCUUCACAUGUGUUGUCAUGUUCUGUGCCUGGUUCUCUGUUUUUUUUUAUUUUUUUAUUCUGAAAUCUUUGUUUAACUUUUGUUUCAUUAAAAGCUGCA